This is a messenger RNA of Entelurus aequoreus (snake pipefish), 3767 nucleotides long. Its product is annotated as prominin-1-A-like. Lineage: Eukaryota; Metazoa; Chordata; Actinopteri; Syngnathiformes; Syngnathidae. Gene Ontology annotation, cellular component: cell surface; cilium; microvillus. Gene Ontology annotation, molecular function: cholesterol binding. The record is from RefSeq and is a predicted model, not a curated record. Bases 1 to 2742 code for a protein of 913 amino acids. The transcript has 28 exons.
AUGGCAGCACAAGAACAGGCCAUAAGCACAAGAGCCAUAGAGACCAGGAUCUACCAGAGUAGAUCAGACCCAAGAUGCAGACUGUGCAAAGAAGCCCCUGAGACAGUCCAGCACAUAGUAGCAGGCUGUAAGAUGCUAGCUGGAUCAGCGUUCAUGGAGAGGCACAACCAAGUGGCUAGGAUAGUAUACAGGAACAUCUGCAACCAGUAUGGAAUAGAAGUACCCAAAUCCCAAUGGGCCAUACCACAGAAGGUGGGUAAAAACAACAGGGCCAAGGAUCUGUGGGACUUCAGUUUCCAGACAGACAAAAAACUUCUGGCUAACCAACCAGACAUAGUGGUGGUGGACAAAGAGCAGAAAAGGGUGGUGGUGAUAGAUGUGUGUUUGAAGAGGAUUGUUGGAGAAGUGCUGGAGCUCCACAUCCAAGCAGCACACGAGUCAAAGAAUAAAAGACAGCUCAAUCUCUAUUCCAAAGUGGAGCUAUUCUGGGUCUACAAAUCCUGCCAGUCCAUGUGCUCCGAGACAAAGAUCACCUUCUUACCUCAGCGUGUACAUUUCACGCCACAUUGGAUCGGCGUGUUGUGCGCGUACGCCGCCAACCAGAACCUGAGCGCUCAAGUCAAGAACAUCCGCCGUCUGGUCAACAGCAACAUGAGGGACCUGCACACCUUCGCCAACGACACGCCCACGCAAAUCGACUACCUGUCCUCCCAGUACGCCACCACCAAGAACCAAGUCCUCUACGACUUGGACAACAUAGGUCCGCUGCUGGGUGGAAGGAUACACCAUCAGUUAGAUAAGGAGGUGCGACCCGCCUUGGACGCCGCGCUGAAGAUGACAGGAGUGAAAAUCGACAGAGCCAUCAAAGCCAUGCGAGAGACCAAGGAGGCCCUGGACAACGUCAGCGUGUCCCUGCAAGUUCUCCAAGAAGGUGCGGCACACCUCCACGUCCAGCUGGGUUUAGUCCGGGACAACAUCAACAACACCCUGGACGACCCCGGGUGUCACGACGAGGAGUCGGACGCCACCUCCGCCCAGCUGUGUCGCAACAUCCGCCUGUCGCUGGCACAGCUGCACAUCAGUGCCAACUUCACACGGCUUCCCAACGUGAACUCUCAGCUGGAGAAGAUGAGCGACGUGUUGAAGACCGACCUCAGCGCCAUCGUGCACAAGGGCUACGCCUCCUUGAACGACACUCCUUAUAUGGUCAUGGUGCAGACCAGAGGUGUUGUGGACAAGGUGCAGAGUCUGCUGGACGACAUCGGCAGCAACAUCAGCAGCUUCGCCAAAGUCUUCCCGGUGCAGAAGUCGCUCGCCAACUUCACCAUCUUCAUCAGCCACGCCCACGCCAAGAUCGAGGACCACUACCCCGACAUCGACCAGAUGGACUUCUACAGGUGGACGUGCUGCGUGGCCAUGUGCUGCAUGGUGGUCUUGGUGCUGGCCUUCAACUAUCUGGGCCUGCUGUGCGGCACGCUGGGCUACGACAAGCACGCCUCGCCCACCACGCGGGGAUGCAUCUCCAACACGGGAGGAACCAUGCUGAUGGCGGGCGUGGGCUUCAGCGUCAUCUUCUCCUGGGUGCUGAUGGGCCUGCUGACCGCCAUCUUCCUGCUUGGAGGGAACAUGGAGAAGCUCAUCUGUGAGCCCUUUCACACCCGGGAACUCUUCAAGGUGGUGGACUCACCGUACCUGGUGAGCUCCGAGUGGAAGAACUUCAUCCCAGGCUACAUGUACAACGACUCUGAGCUGGAGCUGAGUGCAGAGAGCUUGUACAGCACCUGCAAGGAAAACAAAGGCAUCUACUCAGCCAUGCGUCUGGACAAGAUCUUCAACGUCUCUUCUUUCCUGAACGCCACAGUGUUCACAAAGGAGGUGGUGGCUCACCUGAGCAAGGUCAACAUCGACCUGAGAGGAAUCACCUUGUUGGAAGCAGAAGGCAAGCAGAACCUUCUGGAAUUCUCGGAGGCGGGACUUUCGGAGACGAACUACGCCGACUACCUGGAGGAGGUCAACAAAGGCGUGACGGCGGAGGAUCUGCUGCUGUUUGCCAAAGAGCUGGAAGCCCAGACGGAACUGAUGCCUAGGGGCCGUCUGCAAAGUGCUCUGAAGGGUCACGUGGGCACAGUGAGACAGAUCCACAACCAGCAUGUGGUGCCCUUGCAGCAGGCCAUGAAAUAUGUUAGAGCGAGGAGCGCGCUGAACCAGAGCAUGAGGUUCCUGGAGAGGACGGCCUCCGACCUGCCGAACAAAGUGUUAGGUGUGCUCGAUGCCGUCGACGCGGCGCAGUAUCUCAUCUCCCAGAAUGCAACACACCUAAUUAACCGGGAAACGGCAAAAUACACGGCGGCCAUUGUGGGCUACUUCCAUCAGUACAUCGAGUGGGUCAAGACGUCUCUGGCCAUGGAGGUGGCGCCCUGCAAGCCCUUCAGCAACAUUCUGGACACCAUGGAGAUCAUCACCUGCAGCUUCCUGGUAGACUCCAUGAACGUGUUCUGGAUGGGUCUGGGCUGCAGCACCCUCCUCCUCAUCCCCAGCAUCAUCCUGGCCGUCAAGCUGGCCAAGUUCUACCGCAGGAUGGACACGGAGGACGUUUACGACGAUAUGGAAAGUGGUAAUAAUGGUUAUCAUAGCGAGCCCUCACACGCCACCCUUAACCCUCCCAUGGCCAGCAUCCCCACCUAUGACACCAUCAGCAGGUUCCCAAGGGCCUCGGCUCCUCCAAGACACAUCGACUGGUGACUUCUUUGUGUCCUGGCAGCGGCCAUGACAUGUGGACAUGAAGACAAGGAUUCUUCCUUCAUGGAACUUUGAACCUGACUGAACUAAACAUCGGGAUUUUUCUGUCAUGAAGAAGAAUUCUUGGAAUUUUUUUAAAGUUUUAAAUCUUCAUCCUUACUCGGCCAAGAUGUUUCCGCAGGGCAUGACCUUGUUCUCCAUCUGGACCAGGCUGGUUCCGGAUGGUUCCGUUCCCUCAACUCUUGUUUACACGGGUCUCACCUGGACUUGACGCUGUUUCACGCCAACCGUGACGCUAAGUAGUGGCAGGAAGGUAACAACGCACGCUAAAAGGUUAGCUUGGUUAUUUGUCAACAACCUUUACGGGGAAACAAAAAGUGGACUUUCAAUGUUUACAAUAUUUUGAAUACUAGGUUGCUAAUGUCGUUGCAUAAAGACUGGUUGCCUUUCAUUUUGGCAUUUACUGCUUUUUAAAAGAACGCUACGCUCUUUCAAACUAUCUUGUUGUUAGCUUAGCCCGUUUUUGAACACUUCGCAGCAACUCGAGCGUCAAAAUACUCUCAACGUCACUUCGUUCACAGGCGGCCUACGUCCGAUGUUUUUUGUGCGCUAAACAGAGGUCGCAUUUUUAUCUGGAUCAUGUUCAAAAUUAGUGCGUUUCUAACAGCACUCAAGAUCUCAACACAGGCCAAAAAUGAUGUUUUUUACUUCAUUUUUGACAUAGUUAAGACAUUUUUCCUCAGUCAUUCAAAAUACAAGAUAGAAACGCGUUUGACCAAAGACGGACUUCACUGCCUGCUAAUGAAAGGUAAGUACCGUAUUUUUUGGACUACAAGGCGCACUCAAAAUCCUUUCAUUUUUCUUAAAAAUCGACGAUGCACCUUAAACACACAUAAGAGAUACGUGUAGACUGCAAUAUGAUGGCAGUCACACAUAAGAGAUACGUGUAGACUGCAAUAUGAUGGCAGUCACACAUAAGAGAUAUGUGUUGACUGCAAUAUAAUGGCAGUCACACAUAAGAGAUAUGU